AUGAGCCCCCGAGCUUGGCGCAGGGAAGAAAUUAGAUGGGGAGGCCUUCCCAGCCCCACACUGGGAGGCCCCCUUCCCUCCUCCUCCCCCAACCGGGGUCGCUGUGUGCCUCCCUGGCCCCCCACCCCCACCCCCGCCAGGCCCGCCUUCUUGGGCUCCGGGCUGGUGGAGACCCGGGUGCCCCCACACCCGGGUGCCCGCUGGGCUUCCGAGGGGGAGGGGUCCGGGCUCUGCUCUUCAGAGAGUCCGCUCUUCCCCCUGAGACCGCGACUUGUCUUCCGGCAGGAUGGGUGUCCGCGCCGCCGCGUGUCCACCGGCUCCUCGCUGCGCGCGGGCUCCCACAACCAAGUGCAGCUGUGGCUGGUGGGCCAGCACGGGGAGGCGGGGCUCAAGACCGGCGCGGGAACAGGACACGAGCGGGUCUCCACACGUUCCCACUUCAAAGGUGCCCCCGCGCAGAACACGGGAGUGGCUUCCGUGUGUCCUCGGGACCAGCCCAACGCCCGUGGCUUACCCUCGAGGCUGCGCGGUGUGGUCGUGCCCCUCUCCCUGCAGCCCUGCCCUGAGCCCCAGCUCCAGGACGCGGCUCGGCUCGCUUCGGCCCCGUCUCCCGGGGGUGCACCUCCCCGUCUCGUCUCUUCCGCCUCACCCGACCCGCGUGGGGUCGUGGGGCCACCUGCUCCGUGCGCGCCCCCUUGGCUGUGCGGCUCCUUUCACGCGCCUUUCCCAGAGGCCCUCGGAAGGGCGUCCGGCGCGGGCAGGGCUCAGUCCCGGGGCUGCUUCUGGGGAGCCCCGCGGUGGCUGAGCCCCUGUCGCCCGCAGGAAGUGGAGCUUCAGGCGGACAUGCAGGGCCCCGGGGCCAGUGGGGACGAGUUCAGGUUCCCGUGCUACCGCUGGGUGGAGGGCGCUGGCAUCCUGAGACUGCCCGAGGGCACCGGGGAGCGCGGGGCUGGGGGCCGCACGGUGCUGGACGACCCUUAGGGCCCGUUCAGGCAGCGCCGGGAACACGAGCUGGAGGAGCGGAGGAAGCUGUACCGGUGGGGCUCCUGGAAAGACGGCUCAAUCCUGUCGGUGGCCGGGAGGACGCAGUGUGACCUCCCCAGGAACAAGAGAUUCCUGGAGGAUAAGGAUUUCGACUUCAGGGUCUCCCCGGCGAAAGCGCCAGCGCCCCGGGGAGGGUGGGCACCUGCUCCCCGGGACGCAAAGCAGGGGCCCUUCCUGGUCUCCCGGCACCGCCAUUCUUUCCGCAGGCUGGAGGGCUUGGCCUCAAGGGUUCCCUGGACCUCACACAUCCAGUUAAAAGACCGGAAGACUUCAAAAGAGUAUCCCCGCGCGCAAGGACUCCCCUGGCUGGUCAGUGGCCGCAAAGUCCCCAGACCUGUGUGCACCUUUCCAACCCAGGGCUCUGAAAGAAGACGGGGAGACCGGAGGGAGGGGGUACGCCAGCGGAUCAGGAGCUCGGGGCUCCCCGCAGGCUUCCGGAUGGGCGUCUUUAGAGUGGGUCCGAAGUUCAGGGAAGGAGGACGCCUUCUUUGGGUACCAGCUCCUCAAGGGCGCAAGCACCAGCCUCCCAGCGCGGCUGCUGGUGCCUCCGGGGUCGCAAGAGCCCGAACCCCGUGGGCGUGGAAGCCUUGCGUCCAGGGUGGGCUUUGGCUGUGGGGAAAGGGAGGGGUGUCGGAGGGGAGAGGAAGGAAGCCCGUUGCCAGUAAAAUAAAGGCGGUCCGGAACCGACCCCAAGCCCUUGAUCUAUCCCUGCUCCCCACCCCGCAGGCUGGAUCUCUGUCUGAAGCCGACUUCUCCCUGCUGGAUGGGGUCAAGCCGAACAUCGUCUUAAGACAACAGGGUGUGGCGGCCCCUCUGGUCAUACUGAUGCCCCAGCCCGACCGAGACUCUUGCCCACCGUCGCCCAGCGAGUCUUUCACAGACACGGGGAUGCCCCCGCCUCCACUGUUCCUGCCCUCCGGUCCCCGCGCGGCCUGGCUGCUGGCCAAGACCUGGGUCCGCGGCUCCCACCUCCAGCUGUCCCAGCUACAGUCACACCUGCUGCGGGGACCCUUGAUGGCCGAGGUGACCUCUGUGGCCACAGUGAGGACCCUGCCCGGCCCGCACCCUACCUGCAAGCUAUUUCGGCAUCUCCUGAUCCCCUUGCGCCACACCACGGACAUCAACAGCCUGGCCCGGGAGAGUCUUGUCUCCACAUGGGGGAUUUCUGGUCUGGUAUGGAGAGCCAGGGGCAAAGAGGGAAGUCCCAAGGGUCGCUGGCUGACCCUGUCCUCCACGAAGGCCUCUCCCUGGUCGGCCUCGCACCUGACACCGGGAGCGGGGCCACGUGGACGACAGUCUCCUGAGGGCCACGGCUUGCCUGACCCACCGCUCCGCUCCCUCAGCCCUCCUGACGGCCUGGCCUGGCUGACGGCGGGCUCUUCUCUCUGUGGCCCGACGCCCUCGGGCUGUGGGGACUCGUCAGCCGGUGAGGGGGACCCAGAGGUGCGGGCCUGGUGCGGAGAGAUCACGGACACCGGGCUACAGGGAGCCCCGGACCGCGGGUUCCCCGUCUCCUUAGACUCCCGGGCUCAGCUCUGCCACUUUGUCACCGUGUGUAUCUUCACGUGCACCGGUCAGCAUGCUUCUGCCCACCUGGGCCAGCCGGACGGGUAUUGCUGGGUCCCUAAUGGCCCGCGCACCACGCGGAGGCCCCCGCCCAUCUCCAAGGACGCGACAGAGAAGGACACAGUGGUCUCCUUGCUCCACGCCCACCGGGCCCGUAAGCAGAGCACCUUCAUAGAGUUCCGUGGCGGAUGCCAGCCCGUCACGGUUGGAGGCAGAUGCCUGGGUCCCGGGGAGGACGCUUGGAGGGGCGGUGCCCUUGUUGGCCGAGGGGCCCCGGGCCGAGCCACCUCUCUCCCCUCCUCUCAGGUGGCCUUGGGGCAUCAUGAGGAGAAGUAUUUCUCAGGCCUGGAGCCCCAGGCGGUGCUGGAACAGUUCCAGGAGGAACUGGGCCCAGUGUGGAGCCCAAGGCGGGACUUGAACUCAUGACCCUGAGAUCAAGACCUGAGCUGAGAUCAAGAGUCCCAUGCUUUUUU
This is a messenger RNA of Acinonyx jubatus (cheetah), 3083 nucleotides long. RefSeq lists its product as uncharacterized. The record is from RefSeq and is a predicted model, not a curated record. Gene Ontology annotation, cellular component: cytosol; plasma membrane. Lineage: Eukaryota; Metazoa; Chordata; Mammalia; Carnivora; Felidae. Gene Ontology annotation, biological process: lipid oxidation; linoleic acid metabolic process. Gene Ontology annotation, molecular function: iron ion binding; arachidonate 15-lipoxygenase activity; arachidonate 12(S)-lipoxygenase activity.